Drechmeria coniospora is the source of this 2091-nucleotide messenger RNA. RefSeq lists its product as uncharacterized. The transcript is spliced from 3 exons. The coding region runs from base 1 to 2091 and encodes 696 amino acids. Gene Ontology annotation, biological process: TRAMP-dependent tRNA surveillance pathway; U5 snRNA 3'-end processing; nuclear polyadenylation-dependent mRNA catabolic process. The record is from RefSeq and is a predicted model, not a curated record. Lineage: Eukaryota; Fungi; Ascomycota; Sordariomycetes; Hypocreales; Ophiocordycipitaceae. Gene Ontology annotation, cellular component: cytoplasmic exosome (RNase complex); nuclear exosome (RNase complex).
AUGCCACGAGAAGCGGAGCCGUCUCUCGCGGAGAAGACGUUUGUGUUGAAGGCGCUCGAGGAAGGCCUGCGGCUGGACAAUCGCAAAUUCGAUCAGUUCCGGUCCAUCGACCUCACAUUCGGCCAUGACUUUGGCAUGGCAGAGGUCCAAUGUGGCAAGACGAGAGUCGUCGCCAACGUCUCGGCCGAAGUGACGGUUCCCUACGCCGACCGGCCCUUUGACGGCAUCUUCACCAUCACAUCCGAGCUCAGCCCGAUGAUGGCGCCCUCGUUCGAGGUCAACCGGCCGACGGAGGAAGAGGUGCUCCUCUCGCGCACGCUCGAGAAGACGAUACGGCGCUCGGGUGCCCUCGACACCGAGUCGCUGUGCCUCAUCGCCGGCCAAAAGUGCUGGGCCGUCCGCGUCGACCUGCACGUCCUCACCCACGACGGGAACCUCGUCGACGCCGCCUGCCUGGCCGUCAUCGCCGGCCUGCGCCACUUCCGCAAGCCCGAAACGAGCAUCGAGGGCGAGGCCCUGACCAUCUACACGGCCGCCGAGAGGGAGCCGGUGGCGCUGAGCUGGCUGCACUCGCCCUUUUGCGUCACCUUCAGCUACUUUGGCGACGACGGCGAGACGGCGCUGCUCGACACGAACUGGCUCGAGGAGCAGCUUCGCAUCAGCAGCUGCACCUUUAGCCUCAACAAGCACGGCGAGAUCUGCCAGGUCUCCAAGCUCGGCGGCAGCGACAUCGACGCGCCGGUGUUUGUCCAGUGCGCCCGGACGGCGCUCGCCAAGUCCAAGGACCUGUCCGACCUCGUCGACGCGAAGCUGGCCCAAGAUGCGAAGCGCCGAGACAAGGGCGGGCUCAUGGCAGAGCUCACGGCCGAAAACGAACGGCGAGCCCAAGCGAUGGGGAGAACGCGGCUGCUGCAUGUCGAAGGCGGGCCAACCCAAGAACGUCGACGACGCAACGACGCAACGACGAUGGGGACCAAAACCAUCAGUAUGUCUCCGAGACGCCGUGCCAAACGACAUGUCCCCCGUGCCCUGGCUCAUGGUCGCGACCCGGACCGGUCGACCCGGACCGGUCGACUACCGCAUGAGGGGCGGCCUGGACUCCUUGUUCCACUGGACCCGGGUCCGCACCCAAUCGACGGCUUCCCUCACGCCGUCGCCGGUCAGGGCGCUCAUGGCCAGCACCCGCGAGUCGCGGAUGCUCGCGGCCUUGUCGCCCUCCAUGACGCGCUUGACGAGCCCCUCCUUGAUACGGAUGGUCUCGACGCAGUCCUCGCGGUCCUGCUUGUUGGCGAGGAUCAGCAGCGGCACGCCCUCGGUCUCCGAGUGCUGCAGGACGUCCUCGAGGACGAGGCAGCACUCGUCGAGCCGGCCCGAGCUGUUGUCGUGCUCGAGGGUGCCGUCGCCGAUGUCGGUGCUGUCGAUGAUGAAGACGAUGGCGUGGCAGCUCGCGUAGUAGCUCUGCCACAGGUUGCGCAGCGAGUGCUGGCCGCCGACGUCCCACAGCUUGAGGUACAUGUCGGGCAGGCUGAUGGUCGACACGUUCUGGCCGACCGUCGGCACCGUCUUGAGCUUGGCCUCGGGGCCGCUGGGGUUGAAGAGGGCCUUGACCUGCUCGUGGAACGUCGUCUUUCCCGCAUUGUCGAGGCCGAGGAGGAUGACGGAGUAUUCUGCGAGGGGAGACGCCAGCCGUCAGCGCUUGCACCACGUCAUCGUCCCGACUUGAACGCAGAGGGGAGAGGAGCGCAGGCUCGCUCGCUCGAUGGAGCGGAAGGGAACCGAGGCUCGGCCGACGGAGCGACUGACCUUCUUUGCUCGUCGCGUAGAGAUACAGGCCCUUGCAGAGGUGGUACAUUAUUGACGUCGACGCUGCUGCCUCCUCCGGGAUGCCGUCACGAGGGCCGCGUUCAUCGGGUGGGUUGUUAUUCCCGAGUUCUCGGACGAAGGAGAGUUGCCGUCGAGUGGAAUGGAAUCUUCGCGAACGUGGCGUGGUCUCGUUUGAAGCUGCCGUGCGGAUGUCGAUCGGAGAUUGUGGCCCAAGAUACGGCUGGUGGUGGCUGGAUGGCGCGCUGGCGUCUGCGGGAAGGCGAUUGA